GACUCACAAUCACAGAAGGCCGUUCUUCCCUUUUGAAAUUAGCAUAGGGCAGUGUAUAAUAACCCACCUCUGGUACUGGAGUUUUAUUGUUCUUUGAGUGUCUCUGAACAAAGUAUCAUGCCUGAACCAGCGAAAUCCGCCCCCAAGAAGGGCUCGAAGAAGGCCGUCACUAAAACCACCGGGAAGAGUGGAAAGAAGCGCAAGAGGUCCAGGAAGGAGAGCUACGCUAUCUACGUGUACAAAGUCCUGAAGCAGGUUCAUCCCGACACCGGAAUCUCCUCCAAGGCAAUGGGAAUCAUGAACUCUUUCGUCAACGACAUCUUCGAGCGCAUCGCCGGUGAAGCGUCUCGUCUCGCUCACUACAACAAGCGCUCCACCAUCACAUCGAGAGAGAUCCAGACCGCCGUGCGUCUGCUGCUGCCCGGUGAGCUGGCCAAACACGCCGUGUCUGAGGGCACAAAGGCUGUGACCAAAUACACCAGUUCAAAGUAAAGCGACAUUUCAUCUGAUCAGCGAACCCAAAGGCUCUUUUAAGAGCCACCCAUAUUGUCUUUCAAAAGAGCCUUGAUCUUACACUGUCAAAUAAAAGUGAAGGAACUGUUAUCAGUUCCUUAGUGUCAACUGCUGUUGAGCAUCAGUCUGGUUUAAUAAAUGAACUCGAAUAUA
This is a messenger RNA of Megalobrama amblycephala (Wuchang bream), 666 nucleotides long. Its product is annotated as histone H2B-like. Gene Ontology annotation, molecular function: structural constituent of chromatin; DNA binding; protein heterodimerization activity. The record is from RefSeq and is a predicted model, not a curated record. Gene Ontology annotation, cellular component: nucleosome. Bases 118 to 492 code for a protein of 124 amino acids. The transcript has a single exon. Lineage: Eukaryota; Metazoa; Chordata; Actinopteri; Cypriniformes; Xenocyprididae.